This is a messenger RNA of Sinocyclocheilus rhinocerous, 1491 nucleotides long. RefSeq names its product putative homeodomain transcription factor 2. The transcript has 11 exons. The annotation marks the transcript as partial. Gene Ontology annotation, cellular component: endoplasmic reticulum. NCBI's taxonomy places the organism in Eukaryota, Metazoa, Chordata, Actinopteri, Cypriniformes, Cyprinidae. The record is from RefSeq and is a predicted model, not a curated record.
CUAAAGUGCGUCAGACCGCAGAGCUCCGUCUGAUCUCCUCCCGUCUCUCUCUCACAGCUUAAAAUGCUCCAGCGUGUGACUCCUGACAUGUAAAUGGCGUCGAAGGUGCGUGAUGCUGUGCUCUGGUACCAGAAGAAGAUCGGUGCGUAUGACCAGCAGAUAUGGGAGAAAUCAGUGGAACAGCGAGAGAUCAAGUUUAUCAGACGGGGUCUGAGUAACAAACCGAAGAAGACCGGUCACGUGAAGCCGGACCUGAUUGACGUGGAUCUGGUCAGAGGUUCUGCGUUUGCUAAAGCGAAGCCCGAGAGCCCGUGGACCUCUCUGACCCGGAAGGGCAUCGUCAGAGUGGUUUUCUUCCCCUUUUUCUUCCGCUGGUGGAUUCAGGUGACGUCGAGAGCCGUCUUCUACCUGCUGCUGUCUCUCUACCUGCUGCAGGUGCUGGCGGCGGCGUUGUUUUUCAGCAUCUCCAGUCCUCACAGCGUCCCCGUCACCGAGGUGUUUGGAGCCAUCUGGCUGAUGCUGCUGUUAGGAACCGUUCACUGCCAGAUCGUCUCCACACACACUCCUAAAGCCAGCGGCGGCGGCAGCGGGAAACGCCGCAGGAAGUUGAGGAAAGCGGCUCAUUUGGACAUUCAUAGAGAAGGCGACGGCUCUAGCACUACUGAUAACACACAGGAGGGGGCGCCGCAGGGCUCGCUGUCUGCCGGCUCACGCAGCCUCGUGACUUUCUUCAGAGAUUUCUGGCAUGGUAUCUUUAAAGCGGGGUGUGUAUUUCUCUCUUUCUCUCAUCUCCUCUUAAGAUCUGAAUGGUUUUGUGCGUAUCAGUGUCUGUCUGAGGCUGCAGUUCCUCGCGCGGUGGAGAACAUGUCGGGUGAAGCGUCCAGUGAAGAAGACCCAGAGAACUACAGCGCCCUCCGUGGAGUGGAGCGCAAGAACAGCGACUGCACGCUGCGCAACAGAAAAGCUCACCCCUACAAGAAGCAUUACACUGCUGAGGAGAUGCUGAAGUCGGGCACCAGCUGCAGCUCGCGGAUGCAGGACUCUGAGAGCGCGCGGCACGAGUCUGAGACGGAGGAUGUUCUGUGGGAGGACUUCCUGCACUGCGCCGAGUGCCGCUCCUCCUGCAGCAGCGAAACAGACGCUGACGGAUCCGCAGCCUGUUCUGCGUCUAAGAAAGAGUUCAGAGACGACCCGUUUCAUCAGGGUCACGUGCCGUGGCUCCACAGCUCUAAUCCGGGCCUGGAGCGCGUCAGCGCCAUCGUGUGGGAAGGAAACGAAUGCAAGAAAGCAGACAUGUCUGUGCUGGAAAUCAGCGGCAUGAUAAUGAACAGGGUCAGUCUCUACACUCCAGGCAUCGGCUAUCAGAUCUUGGGGAAUCUGGUGUCUGUGACGCUGGGUUUGACUCCGUUUGCGUUCAGAUUGUUCCAGCACAAAGAGCCGGAGCAGCUGGUGUCUCUGUCGGCCGGUGAGCUGGUGUCUGUGGCCACUCUC